Messenger RNA from Acanthochromis polyacanthus (spiny chromis), 991 nucleotides. RefSeq names its product mitochondrial ribosomal protein S23 (gene mrps23). Lineage: Eukaryota; Metazoa; Chordata; Actinopteri; Pomacentridae. Gene Ontology annotation, cellular component: mitochondrion; ribosome. Gene Ontology annotation, molecular function: structural constituent of ribosome. Bases 168 to 695 code for a protein of 175 amino acids. The transcript has 5 exons. The record is from RefSeq and is a predicted model, not a curated record. Gene Ontology annotation, biological process: translation.
ACCGUAAGCUGACGGUAAGAGCGCACUGAAAAUGUAGGAGCGGCUGGCUUGACUACGGAGGAACGAGAGGCGGCUGGCUUGACCGGGUUUUUGCAAACGAUGGUGCACCAGCUACUCGUAUAUAGAACACAGUCUUAUUUGUAGUGCUGCAACAGAUAAAAGGUCAAAUGGCUGGCAGCAGAUUGGAGAGGUUUGGAACUGUGUUCACCCGGGUUCGAGAUCUGAUGCGCUCUGGAGUCAUCAAGCGGUCAGAGAAACCCAUCUGGUAUGACGUAUACGAGGCUUCUCCUCCAAAGAAGGACCCACUGCAUGUGAAGCCACAUACCCGACCAAACACCAAGAAACAGGAGACUGUAUCUGAAAUCUUCUACCGAGAGGAUGAAGUCAGAGCGAGAUUCUAUGAGCAGUACGGUACAGGUUCCCGGCCUCUUGAUCUCUCCAAAUCAGACUUUGUUUCUACGUGUCAGAGGUUCAUAGAGAAAUACACUGAGUUAAAGAGUAACAGUGAGAUGGGUGACUCUGCUCUGUUUGAUGAGACCGGGAAGGCUCUCCUCAAAGAAGGAAUUAUCCUGCAAAGGAGAGGAGGUUAUCCUGUGUCAGCAGAGUCCAGGGAUCCAGUCCUUGAGCUGAAACUCACAGAUAUGUUGGCAGAACAGCAGUCAGUUGGUGCUGACACAGACACACCACACACAUAGCCUUCAGAAGCUACAGGAUCAUUUAAUGAGCUUCAAAUUUUCUACAGCAUUUAAAAUGUUGUUUGUCCUCUGAAAGUGAUGGUCAUCUGUUGAAAAUGAGUCAACCACCAACUCACUCAUGUUCAUGUUUCCGAGAUGCCACAGUGCACCUCAUCACUACAAGGAUGUUGUUAAGAGAUCAAAAAAGUAACUGACCGUUAGUCUAUGUUGCAGUGGUCAGGCCAAAAAAAAUGGAAACCGAGGAUGCAAAUGUUAUAUCAAUAUGUGAGAUUAAAGUUAUUAUUGUAACUUGGUAA